AUGACAUGUCGCGAACGGAGAACACGCCGAGCGGGCAUAUUGCUGUUGCAUUGCAGUACAUAUACCUCAAUGCCAGCACUGAUGUACACCUCAACGCCACGGAUCGCUUCUGCUCUCAGGUCGACGUUCACAAAACCAAUUGCACGAGGCUUCACAUCACAUACAUCCCUCAAGAUGCCGGAGAAAGUCAACGACCUCGACGCCUCCCGCGAUCCAUCUGUUGCGAAGCAGUAUGACGAUAAGUCCUCUGCAGAGACCAAGUUCCAGGACUUCUACAAGAUCGCAGAUGAUCGUAAGAUCUGCAUGAUGGUGACAUAUCGCAAUGGCAUUGGCCCAGUCUCCCGCUCAAUGGCAGUAGCGAAGAGGACCGGCCCCGACUUCCUUUUCCUUGCCAAUGCCAGCAGCAAGAAGUUCGACGACUUGAAGAACAAGGAAACGUGCUUGAUCUUCCACGAUUCCAACGAGAACUGGAUCUCGGUCACUGGAGAGGCAGUGACCACCUCGAACGACGACCCACGCAUCAAGGAGAUUUACUCGAAGCCUGUGAGCGCAUGGUUUGGUGAUCUUGGCGAUGGCGUACACACGGGUGGUCCAGAGGACCCUAGGAUGAAAUUGAUUGAGAUCAGAUCGAAGUAUAUCUCUUACUGGAAGAAGACCACCGGUGCUCUCGCUACUGCCAAGGAGAUUGGUGGUGCCGCGCUGACUGGACGUGUUGCGAAUACUGGAGACUUGCGGGAGAUGAAAGGGGACGAGAUUGCCCAAGCUCGGAAGAGGGACAGCCCUAUGAGCAAACAGACACUCGAUUAG
Molecule: messenger RNA, 807 nt
Organism: Fulvia fulva
Lineage: Eukaryota; Fungi; Ascomycota; Dothideomycetes; Mycosphaerellales; Mycosphaerellaceae
Exons: 3
Coding region: 1-807 (268 amino acids)
Source: RefSeq, a predicted model, not a curated record